AAGACAACCAGACUAGGAGACUGCUGCACGUCAGUUGAGCGUUGUCUGAUUUUAUGAAAAUGUUCAAGCUCAUCCUGGCCUUGUUGUGUUUCGUCAUCUUCUGUGGUAAGUUUUAAGUCAGUUUGAUGUAAGACUACAUGAGUGAAAGGUGAUGGUAAAGUGAAAACUAUGUUUAGAAUAUCAUUGGCAAUAGGCUGUUUAAAAAAAAAAAACACAAAACAAGCUACUUUGUUCCACUUUGGUAAAACUUUAUUAACAUCAUGCACUUAGAUUACAAUAUCUGAUAUGCCAGUAGCGUGUAAAUUCUAGGGUAUCAGCAAGAUAGCAGGUUGCUCAUUUUUAAGUACGCAUCCUACAAAUUCGAAUACGCCUAUGACAAACUGAAACAGACUGAACAAGAACAAACAAUCUGUUCUGCCUAUUCCUCUAUGAAUCAUGGCUAUGUAAUGUAUGUCUUUUGGUACAGCAUGGGUGGUACGUGGGUUAGAGUGCUUUUGAGUGCACAACUAGACCAUUGCUUUUACAUUGCCUUUUCAAAUUAAAAGUUCAGUACACUUCUAAAUAUCAGUUAAUUGAGGAUCGUAACAAAAACACGAUGGGACAUUUAACAGCCUUCACCUGAGACGUCUGCAGAGCACUCAACGCGUAACUAAUACACAUGUUCUAGAACUGAUCAAAAUGUGCAGUUUGUUGUCCACACUUAGAAGAAUUGCCAUUGCUGGCUGCAUGCACGAUGCAUAGACCAUGGACGCAUGUCGUUUUCUUUACUCACUGCUGUAUAGGAAGCUGUUUGAACGGGUCAAGACUCAAAGAAGAAAUAUAAGAAAUAAUCGUAUUUUGUUAAUUACUGUAAUAUUAAUUGAAAACUGUGAAAAGUAUUUAAGUUAUCUUGUAGUUAAAGAGCUCAUGAUAGUUACGCCUCACUAUUUUCUUCCCCAGAAUGCAAUAAGUUAAGACGAGAUGACGCCUGUUAUCAGUUGGAGCUAUGCCAAUCGCCUUUGGCAAUAAUACAAUUCAAUUACAGGGAAGGAAUGGACGAACAAUUCUGUCAGUGAGUGAAAUAAAGACCUCUAAAUUCUUUUAUCGGCCAGUACAAUUAAACACUAAAUUUUAAAACAUAGUUACUACAUGUUUGUUUUUUUGUAUCUGUGUGUUUAUUAUAUUUUUUUGGUUGCUAUUGUGUUAAAAUUGUGUGUCUGAUAGUCAAGUUAAUAAUGACAUAUUUUCAAUUGAUAACUAUCAGUCCUGUGAGUGAGAAAGCUACAUACGUUUUUUUCCCCAGUUUUUCUGAAUAACGGUACUUAAAAGAGUCCAAUCAUUAAAAGUUAAAAAAAAAUAAUAAUUUACGUUUUAUAAUGGUUCAAAACUUAUUCUCUUCAAAUUAUCAGGAUAUUUAUGAAAUUGAUAUGCUCAAAAUAAUGUCAUUUAAUAGCGCCAUGUUGUAGAUAACAUUGGCUGGGUCUGUUCUACCCUCGUUCUCUAACUACUUUAUGUGGAUGGUUUCCUCGUUCACUCUGUCUCUCGUGCUGCAACAAUCAGGUAAUAAAUAACACUUGGAUGGGUAGCCUUUCUCUUUAAAGAUCUGCUAUACUUUUCACACUCAAGACUUUGAAACUCUGCUCUGACUGUCCUGAAUUGUCGCUCUCGUUCGAAACAAUCUUCUCAAGUCUUUCUUCUACUCCUGUCCAGCGAAGUUCACGGCCGUUCUCCCUUAAUAGCUUCAUUUCCCCUGAACGGCUGAGUGUCCCAAAACCACUAGCUUACAUCUAGACCUCAUCAUACGAGAAACAUGCCACCACUAGAAUCCCACGGUUAUUGGAUUGCUACGUUAAUAGAGACUACAUUCUCCAAAAUCAGAUCCUUUACCCCGUACGCCUAUUCCAUGUCUCUACCUUCUUAUUAACACCGAUCAAGAUUGGCUUUCUCUAUCACAUUCCUUAUUGAACUAACACUAUCCAGAGUCUGCAUGGACAUUACUCAUUUAACUGUAAACUACAAAAGUCAGUACUAAAACUUAAUCGUGAUACCCAUACAGUCACUUAUUUGCAUGGGUUACUAGACUACGUCUUUCAUGUCCUUAUAUAAACCAUUCUUGAAUGCAAAAGUCAACUUCUCCAUACCUUACUGUAUUGUUGCCCGUUCCCUGCCCCUAUCUUUACCUCGUACAUUCCUCGUCAUUUGUGACACACUGUAAAAUCUGUAUGUAACGGACAAUGUUUUCACAUGAAAACAGAGAGGUAGCAUGAGUGAACAGUGAAUGGUGUUGACCAUGUUUUGUCCACGAGGACAAUGAAUUGUAUUUUGAGAUGCAAAUGUGAACUCCACGUUUUUGGAGAGUAAAAUUAUGUUUUUGUCAGAGCGGUUGUUUUGCACGCUUUGCUGGUAAUAAAGUAUGAGUUGACUGAGAUAAGGAGAGCUGAGCGCAAGGAGAGUCAGAGUUAGUCGGAGUUGAGUUAGAGUUGAGAUGUAGUACAGUUGAGCUGAGUUAUAGCAGUGUGAGGACGUGUCUUUCUGAGUGAUGGAAUAUUAUAUAUAUAUAUAAUAUAUAUGUGAAAUGAUUACAUUCAUGCAGGAUUAUUAUUAAUAUUAUCUGUGUAAACUGUGAUUUAAUAAAGUACUGUCAGUUUAACCAGGAUUCAGUAUUCUUAUUUGCGUGCCUGGAUAAUACGAGGAAGAACGAUGAAGUCUUAGCCGGCAUUCUGAAUUACUAACUUAAAACAAGUAACCAUGCUACUGACAUAACCCACAGCCUAAGAAAUAAGUUACAAUGAUAAUGAUGUCAGGACAUGUGGGUGUUACAAAUAUCAACAUAACAUAAGUAACCAUACUACUGACAUAACCCACAGCAUAAGAAAUAAGAUCCCACGCAAUGUCAGAGUAGUUGUGUUACACUGUAUUUGCAGCAUUCGUUAAUUAACUUGAUACGCGUGAGAGACAGUCUGGUGCGUUUGGUAAUAAGUCAGCCAUCGUACUAUGGGACUCUAACCCACGUACCACCCAGGCUGAACUAUCUAAUUAGUCAGUCAUCGUACUAUGGGACUCUAACCCAUGUACCACCCAGGCUGAACUAUCUAAUUAGUCAGUCAUCGUACUAUGGGACUCUAACCCACGUACCACCCAGGCUGAACUAUCUAAUUAGUCAGUCAUCGUACUAUGGGACUCUAACCCAUGUACCAUCCAGGCUGAACUAUCUAAUUAGUCAGUCAUCGUACUGUGAUACUCUAACCCACAUACACCCCAAUGCUGAACUAUCUAAUUAGUCAGCCUUCGUACUAUGGGACUCUAACCCACGUACCACCCAGACUGAACUAUCUAAUUAGUCAGCCAUCGUACUAUGGGACUCUAACCCACGUACCACCCAGGCUGAACUAUCUAAUUAAUCACCCUUCGUACUAUGGGACUCUAACCCACGUACCAUCCAGGCUGAACUAUCUAAUUAGCCAGUCAUCGUACUAUGGGACUCUUACCCACGUACCAACCAGGCUGAACUAUCUAAUUAAUCACCCCUUCGUACUAAGGGACUCUAACCCACGUACCUCCGAGGAUUACGUCUAAUUAGUCAGCCAUCGUACUAUGGGAUUCUAACCCACGUACCACCCAGACUGAACUAUCUAAUUCCACAGCUAUAGUACUGUGGGUCACCCACCCAUGUACCACACAAACUGAACUGUCUACAAUAUUCUAACAAUGCAGGGCUCUUAUAAAGGUUAAAAGAAAACAACACAGACAGUCUGCUAUAUCUUAUUCUCUCCGUAUCUUUUUCCAGAGCGGAGGCUACAUUUAAGAAUUGUAUUGAAGCCUUGGGGACCCAAUGCAACGAAUCCUUUCAUAUAGAAGAAGUUGAAAGGAUGUUGGUGGCUGGCGAGUUCAUUUGUUCAAAUGAAGGAAGUCAAGGUUUGACUCGAGAGACCAAUGUUGUUGUUUUUUUAAAAUUAAAUAGCUAAGCAAACUCUUGAAAACUUUCUCUUUAACUGUCUCAUAAAAUUUCUCAAAGAAUUUUCAAAAUAAUAAUACUCAAGCUAUUGGCUUAAAAAAGUACACCAGUCUGACGUAGAUAUUGAAGAGAAUCAAAUAGUUAUAUAUUUAAUGAUUUAAGUGUUUUUGUCUUUUACAGUAAUCCAUGCUGCUGCUGCUCAGUCAGAUUGUAUCACCAACGCCACUAAGAAAUCGGAGAUGGAAACAACCAUUAGAAAUUGUAAAAUUUCCGCGCUUACCAGUGCAUUUAGGCAGGGACGGCCAGCCAGUGGAUUUGUGGCUGAAGAGUCAACCGAGGAAGCUCUCUUUUGCCAGUAAGAACACAUAAUAUGUUAUAAAAAAACACAAUGAUUAUAGCAAGCGAGUUAUAAUAUAAAAACUACCUUGAAUAUAACCCAAUAUUUAUACAAAAUUGGGGCUGGAUACUCAAUGUAACACCAAAGAAACAAAUUAAUUAAAUACUUUCUGACUCUGAUAAAAACAAAAUGUGAUAUUGAUUUUCUAUUAUUUUCAUUUUGGCACAUUCAUCACAAGAGACGCCUCACAGUAAAGGAAAUAAUUUCUUAUUCGAAAAUAUAAAAUAAAUUUAAAACUUCAAAAGUUUUGUUUUAAAUUUAAGUUUAUGUUUUCCUAUUUUUUAAAUUAAAAAAAUGUAACAUAAGGGAAGGAAAAGGGGUAAGUUAGGCCGAAAAUUUAACAAUUUAAAAACGCAAGACGUCUUAAGUAUUUCCUAGCUAUAAGUCAGCUGUCAAUAAACUCCUAUAGUUACUAUAAUGAUAUCAAUAGUAAUCAUUUAGAAAAAGAGUAAGGUAAGCAUAUGAAAUAUAUAAUAAAAGAAUUGUCUCCAAAUUUUAUGAAGUUAGAAACGUAGAUAUCAUUACAUAGUUACUUCCUUUUUUUAAAAUACGGAAUUGUGAAGAAUUGUCGCCAUUACAGGUACAAAUUGUCGCAAAAUGUCUACCAUUAUUAUUUAGGUAACAUCGGGUCAUAUAUUCUAGUUUAUAAUAUAAAACAGCAAUGAUUAUAACAAAUAAUAUAUAAUAUGAAACUGGCUUGAAGAUAUCACACAACAUAUCAUGCAAAAGUGCCUUAGCUAAAUGUAUCCAUCACCUUUUUAAUAUACAUUAGAAGAUAGAAAAUAUUUUUGUAUUAAAUUGUUCUUAUAUUAUUAAAUCUAAAUGCCUGACGUAAAGAGCUUGAAGGUGUUUAACGCUUAUUAAUGAAACGAAAGUAUUAAGUUAAUUGUGGUGCAUAUUCAGUCAUCUUACAAAAAGACGUUUCUUGAUGCUGAAUUGACAUAAUAAUUUUAUUAUACCGAUGAGUGUUACGUUCUACAAAUUUACACAGCUUAGUUCAGCAUUAUUUGACCUGUGUUACAAAUUACAUCAAUGAAAACUGUGGUGCCAUCUAUGGAGCUUUCCUUCGUGAAUUGAUCCAGAGGACAACGAGGCCGUCAUUAAGAUGUGAGCUUUUUGCGGGACAUGUCCGUAAGUUAAUCAGUAUUUGUAAGACAUGAAUCUAAGUUAACGAGUAUUUGUAAUGAAUUGUCUUUGUAAGUUAUAGAGUUGCUUUGUUUCUAAAAAUAAUAAUAAUAAAGUUUUAGACGAUGUAUUACAUAGAUAAACUGUAUUUGUUUUUAAAUUUCCCAAAAUAUAAUUUCCAAAUAGACUAAUAAGUAAACGUUGGAAAUUGUUCAGAGUUAUGUCAAUUAUUAAAUACAAUAAAAUAACAUCAUUAAAAGAAUCAUUUUUUCAACAUAGUAACGCCAGAACAGCAACAUCCCUGCCAUUGAAAUAAAUUUAAGUAAACUUUUAAAAGUCACAGUAUGUGUUAUUAAAGUAAACGUUAGUAUUAUAUUAAAGAUCUGUGAAAUAGACACUUUAGGGUAAGACAUUAAGUUAUUUCCUAUCAAUUUAAAAACAAAAAAAAAUCUUCCAACAAUUUAAAUUCCUAUAUGUUACAAAAUUCGCCAGUUGACAACAGUACUCAAUAAUUUCAGGUCAGGUUUUUUCAACAAGGGUUUGGGGGGGGGGGGGGGGGGGGAAAAAACAAAAAGGGGGGGGGGGGGGGGGGGGGGAGGGCAAAACCAAAACUUAUUCCGGCUGUUAAGUUGUGUAUUACUGGAGGCACCAGAGUACAUAGUAACUUAAAUAAAUCCUGCAAAUUCAACCAUGCCCUACCCUAUGACGUCCCUUUACAAGGCUGAAACCUUUUAAGUAUGACGAUCUUUCAUUAUUCCAUCAUCCUUUCCUGGCAGUGGUUAGCCCAAAGAUGAGAUAUCACGAGUGAGACAUUCAUGAGAAUAAGACAAUUUUGUUUUAAAAAUUAAGAUCUACUUUAGUAGCAUUUAAAUUCUGUCUUUUGUAUUACCUACACAUAUAUUUUAAUUAAAGAAAUUAUACUGACAUUAAUUUAAUAUUAACAUUAAAUAAACGUAUCUUUACAAACAUUAUGUUGACAAACUUAGGUAAAAGAACACCCUGUUGCCGUUAAAAAGGAUCGUUAAAUAAAAUUGACAUUCAUAACAUCAUUUCUAUUUCAGGUCGCUUGCGAGACGCUGUCUGAGUGGACCGUUUCAAUUACAAUUACGCCUUAAAUGUGGAUACAUCAUUAUUUUUAAAAGCCCACAAAAAGUAAUAACUUACAAAAUCUUUCCCAUUUUUUCCCAUUCAAUUGUUUAUUUUUAAAUUAAAUUUCACCAUUGAAGAUUUAAAGUAAAUAUUACACACAAAAAAAAAGGAUUUUUAAAAAUAUUUCUGACUAUUUAACUUUUUAGUUUACGAGUUUAAGUGGAGGAAAUAUUUAGUACCUAAUAUGUUGAAGAUUGAAUUUUAAAAAAUUAAUAAAUAUAAGACAGGAACUGGUC
Molecule: messenger RNA, 6841 nt
Organism: Lymnaea stagnalis (great pond snail)
Lineage: Eukaryota; Metazoa; Mollusca; Gastropoda; Lymnaeidae
Source: the annotation of a GenBank genome assembly